This is a messenger RNA of Funneliformis caledonium, 135 nucleotides long. Lineage: Eukaryota; Fungi; Glomeromycota; Glomeromycetes; Glomerales; Glomeraceae. The record is from the annotation of a GenBank genome assembly.
UUUCAAGAAGCUGUGAUGGUGAAUCAAGUAAUCAUGAAUCUAGAGGUUUUGGUAGAAGCCGUGGUGAUGAACCAAGUAACCGUGAAUUUAGAGGUCAUGGUAGAAGUCGUGGUAGAGACCAUGGUGAUGAACUAA